CCUAGCUAGAAGAACCGAGCGAGCACUCAUCAAUGGCCGCUUUCUGCAACUGAAGAAUCGGAAGCUAAACAAAUCUCAGCACAACAACUUAGAGUGGGAAGUAAAGAAGGAUGUUAACGGCUGAUUCGGAUUCUGUUUUAAGGUUGGUAGAGAUAAAAGGGAGAGGAAGGGCUCUCGUUGCAUCGCAACCUUUGAAGGCGGGGCAAAUCGUUCUCCGGGAUUCUCCUAUCGUCGUUUAUUCCGCAUUUCCGUUGGUUAAAUCUCAAUCAUCAGCCUCUUAUUGUGACAAUUGCUUUAGGACACUCUCCUCGUCGUCGUCGAAUGUAGUGCCAUGUCCAUCGUGUUCUCAUCAUCAUCUCUUUUGCAGUCCGAAUUGCCUAACUGCGGCAACGGCCUCCACUCAUUCGCCUUGGGUUUGCCAGGCUCUUAGUCGUCUUCAGGACUGCUCUUCUCUUGUUUCUCAACCUCUCGAACGGCAAGUACAAGCUCGGUUUCUUAUAGCUGCGUAUAACGUAGCCCUCGUUUCCCCGUCGGAUGUGAUUGAUGUUCAAUCAUGGAUGUCAACUGAUGUGAUGAAAAUUUUGAACUUAUUCAAUCGUGGAUGUCAUUGAUGUGAUGAUUGACUG
Molecule: messenger RNA, 626 nt
Organism: Hibiscus syriacus
Lineage: Eukaryota; Viridiplantae; Streptophyta; Magnoliopsida; Malvales; Malvaceae
Product: histone-lysine N-methyltransferase ASHR2-like
Exons: 2
Coding region: 111-611 (166 amino acids)
Source: RefSeq, a predicted model, not a curated record